Messenger RNA from Diversispora eburnea, 478 nucleotides. The record is from the annotation of a GenBank genome assembly. Lineage: Eukaryota; Fungi; Glomeromycota; Glomeromycetes; Diversisporales; Diversisporaceae.
AUGUCCUCAACGUUGAGUACACUUUCAACUACCGUGCCAUAUGAUGAAGAACCAAUAGAUCCAACACAGUCCACAGAUCUUAUUGAUCACGAAACUUUCGAUCAAUUGUUAGAAAUGGAUGACGACGAAGAUCAUGAUUUUUCAAAAUCUAUAGUUUGGAAUUAUUUCGACCAAGCUGAGUCCACAUUUGGAGAUAUGGACACGGCUUUGGAAGAAAAAAAUCUUAAUGAAUUAUCUAAACUGGGGCACUUCUUAAAAGGGAGUUCUGCAGCAAUAGGCUUAACGAAAGUAAAAGUCUCUUGUGAGAAGAUGCAACAUUUUGGUAAUAAACGAGAUGAAUCAGGGUCUAGCGAUAUCACAGAAGACGAGGCUUUAAUAAAGAUAUCUAAAUUAUUAGAGAAAGUAAAAGACGAAUAUAAAGAAGCCGAAAAAUAUCUUAAAAAUUUCUAUACCGAAAGGGAUACGACGCAGGGAGAAA